This is a messenger RNA of Diabrotica virgifera virgifera (western corn rootworm), 4308 nucleotides long. RefSeq names its product zinc finger protein OZF-like. Bases 539 to 1957 code for a protein of 472 amino acids. Gene Ontology annotation, biological process: regulation of transcription by RNA polymerase II. Gene Ontology annotation, molecular function: DNA-binding transcription factor activity, RNA polymerase II-specific; RNA polymerase II cis-regulatory region sequence-specific DNA binding; chromatin insulator sequence binding. The record is from RefSeq and is a predicted model, not a curated record. The transcript has 5 exons. NCBI's taxonomy places the organism in Eukaryota, Metazoa, Arthropoda, Insecta, Coleoptera, Chrysomelidae. Gene Ontology annotation, cellular component: chromosome; nucleus.
UCUAGUAGUUGAAGACGAAGACAUAAUAAUAUUAUUUAUAAUCUUUUUUCUCUUAGCCGUGAUCGGUCCACUGCACUGCACAUGAUUUAAAUUUUGGCACGAAAUUCAACAUGACAUUGCUUGCACAUGCGCAAAUAGAGGAACGAAUUGGACAAAUUAUCGCCACCUGUUAUCUGUGCUUUAGCACGGUGCUUUAGCAAGCUUUAGUGACAUCUAAGUAGUAAUGUCUACAGUUAAAAAGAAAUUUAGUUCAGUCUUAUAUGUAUAGAUGUCACCACCAAGGGGACGAUAUGACACUUGACAAUAUGUCAUAAAUAUUCUAAACUGUGAUCAAAUAAGUAGCAAGUAGGGUAAAGUGAAAUUAUUAGAUAUUAGAAUAUAAAUAAUUUAAAAUACACCUCCAAUAACUACAAAUAUUUAACCUUUUUACACUUCGAAGAUAUCCUAAUAUUAAUAUAAAUACAAGUUCCUAUAAUUUGAUUAUAGUGAUUCUUAUAAUAAGAUAUUUUCAUGUGUUUCAAUUUUUUAACAGUGGCAAAUGGCAACCUUACAGUCUAUGUUGGUAAAAGCUGAAAUUAAGGAUGAGUUUGAAGAUGACUCAAGCUCUAGACAUUGUAUAAAAAGUGAGCCUUCUACCUCCCAUGAUCUGGGAGACUUGAGGAUUGAACCAGAAACUGUCUCAGCAGUAAAAGCUGAAGCUGAAAUUAAGGACAAGUUUCUUGUAGAUGACUCAAGGGAUAUAAAAAGUCAGCCAUUGACAUCCUUUUAUCUGGGAGGCUCGGGGAAUGAACCAGAUGCUAAACCAGCAGUAAAAGCUGAAAUUAAGGAUGAGUUUUUUGAAGACGACACAAGAUAUAUAGAGAGUCAGUUAUCUACAUCCCUGGAUCUAGGAGAGCUGAAGAAUGAAGCAGAUGAGGAUAACUCAGACUUUCUAGAUGAAAAGAACACAUCAGAAAUUAUGAAAAUAAAAUCGGUACAUUCAUGUAAUAAGGAACAACGCAUGGGCCGGUCUGUUGAAGAAAAAACAUUAAAACGUGAAAUUUGUUUUAAGCAACUUGACCAUAGAAGGUCCUUAAACAAAUACAGGAUAGCUCACACAGGAGAAAAACCUUAUGGGUGCCAAAUUUGUUUUAAGAGGUUUUCUCAAAAAAGUAAUCUGAAUACACAUUCGAGAUUGCACACUGGAGAAAAUCUUUACAAGUGUGAAAUUUGUUUUAAGCAGUUUAGUCGAGCAGAACAUUUGAAAGAUCAUAUAAAAUGGCACACUGGUGAAAAACCUUACAAGUGUGAAAUUUGUUUUAAGCAGUUUAGUCGAGCAAGUAGUUUAAAAAGACAUUUGAGAGUGCACACUGGAGAAAAGCCUUACAAGUGUGAAAUUUGUUUUAAGCAAUUUAGUCAAGAUAAAGAAUUGAAAGAUCAUUUACGGAUACACACUGGUGAAAAGCCUUACAAGUGUAAAAUUUGUUUUAAGAGGUUUUCUCAAAAGAGUAAUCUGAAUAGACAUUCGAGAGUGCAUACUGGAGAAAAUCUUUACAAGUGUGAAAUUUGUUUUAAGCAGUUUAGUCGAGCAGAACAUUUGAAAGAUCAUAUAAAAUGGCACAGUGGUGAAAAACCUUACAAGUGUGAAAUUUGUUUUAAGCAGUUUAGUCGAGCACAACAUUUGAAAGACCAUAUAAAAUGGCACACUGGUGAAAAACCUCAUAAGUGCGAAAUUUGUUUUAAGCAAUUUAGUCAAGCGAGUAGUUUAAAAAGACAUUUGAGAGUGCACACUGGAGAAAAUCCUUACAAGUGUGAAAUUUGUUUUAAGCAAUUUAGUCAAGAUAAAGAAUUGAAAGAUCAUUUACGGAUACACACUGGUGAAAAGCCUUACAAGUGUAAAAUUUGUUUUAAGAGGUUUUCUCAAAAAAGUAAUCUGAAUACACAUUCGAGAUUGCACACUGGAGAAUUACAAGUGUGAAAUUUGUUUUAAGCACUUUAGUCGAGCAGAACAUUUGAAAGAUCAUAUAAAAUGGCACACUGGUGAAAAACCUUACAAGUGUGAAAUUUGUUUUAAGCAGUUUAGUCAAGAUAAAGAAUUGAAAGAUCAUUUACGGAUACACACUGGUGAAAAGCCUUACAAGUGUAAAAUUUGUUUUAAGAGGUUUUCUCAAAAGAGUAAUCUGAAUAGACAUUCGAGAGUGCAUACUGGAGAAAAACUCCAUAAGUGCCAAAUUUGUUUUAAGCAGCUUAUAGUAUAGUAUAGUUGAUCCAAAAGAUGGCAUAACCCAGACAUCCAAAGUGAAAGUUAUCCUUCAACACCAAAUUGUUCUAUAUGGUCCACACAAUGUCCAGAAAAAAGUCACACCAUUUUGAACGUCGUGUUUGGGGGGAGAGGGGGGAGAAAUCGGUAAAUUCGUAGUUUUUGAAGUUUUUCGCCAAUAUUUCUAAAACUAUGCUGUUUAGCAUGAACAACCCUUUAUACAAAAUUGUUCUACAUUAAAUUUGAAAUAAAAAAGGCCCAAUGCAUAAUCUUUCUAAAAUGAAUGGUUCCAAAGUUACGGAGGUAGUAUAUUAUAACUGGUCCAAAAAGGCCUAACCAAAACAUCCAAAGUAAAAGUUUUCCUCCAACACCAAAAUGUUCUAUAUGGUCCACAUAUUGUUCAGUAAAAAGUUACACCAUUUUGAGCGUCCGGUUUGGGAGGGAGAUGGGAGAGAAGCCGGUAAAUUAGUAGUUUUUUUACGUUUUUCGACAAUAUUUCUAAAACUAUGCUUUAUCGUAAACAAUGUUAUAUAAAAAAAUGUUCUACAUUAAAUUUAAAACAAAAUAUGUUCUAUACAUAAUUGUUAUAAAAUCAACGGUUCCAGAGUUACAGAGGGUGAAAAGUCGAAGUUUUCGAUACUUUUUAUAUUUUUGGACAAUAUUUAUGAUAUAACUAUACCAAAAACCCAGACAUCCAAAGUGAAAGAUAUCCUCCAACACCAAAUUGUUCUAUAUGGUCCACAUAAUGUUCAGAAAAAAGUCACACCAUUUUGAGCGUCGGAGGAGAGGGGGGGAGAGGGGAGAGAAAUCGGUAAAUAUAAAAAGUAUCGAAAACCUCCACUUUUCACCAUCCGUAACUCUGGAACCGUUGAUUUUAUAACAAUUAUGUAUACAACCUUUUUUGUUUUAAAUUUUAUGUGGAUAAUUUCUCUAUAGAGCAUUCCUUACGCUAAAGCAUAGUUUUAGAAAUAUUGACGAAAAACUUAAAAAAACUACUAAUUUACCGACUUCUCCCCCAUCUCCCCCCCAAACCGGACGCUCAAAAUGGUGUAACUUUUUACUGAACAAUAUGUGGACCAUAUAGAACAAUUUGGUGUUGAAGGAAAACUUUUACUUUGGAUGUCUGGGUUAGGCCAUUUUUUGGACCAAUUAUACUAUACUACCUCCGUAACUUUGGAACCGUCCAUUUUAGAAGGGUUAUGCAUAGGACUUUUUUAUUUCAAAUUUAAUGUAGAACAAUUUUGUGUAGAGGGUUGUUCAUGCUAAACCGCUUAGUUUUAGAAAUAUUGACGAAAAACCUAAAAAACUACGAAUUUGCAGAUUUCUUUCCCCUCUCCCCCCCCCAAACCCGACGCUCAAAAUGGUGUGACUUUUUUCUGAACAUUAUGUGGACCAUAUAGAACAAUUUGGUGUUGGAGGAUAACUUUCACUUUGGAUGUCUGGGUUUGGGUCUAACUAUACCAUACUAUUACCCACGCACACAAUUUAAAAGUACAUAUGCAAACGCACAAUGGAGAAAAACCUCACAAGUGUGAAAUUUGUUUUAAGAGGUUUUCUCAAAAAAUUCAUCUGAAUGAACAUUAUUUGAGAUCCCACACAAGAGAAAAAAGUGCGAAAUCUGUUUAAAGGAGUUUUCUCGAAAAGGUGAUUUGAAAGCACAUUUAAUAUUGCACACUGGAGAAAAACCUCACAAGUGUGAAAUUUGUUUAAAGGAGUUUACUAGAGCAUCUGGUUUGAAGAUACAUAUGCGACUGCACAAUGAAGAAAAUCUUCAGGCCAUUAAUUAAUGGCAUAGAACCAAUUUUAUUAUGCAAAUUGUGCAUAAAAAUGUAUUUUGUUAUAAAUAAUGAUUUUUGAGGUACAUAUAGUGUUUAUAUAUUUUUUUUAUUUUAAAAUCCAUGUUCAUUUGUUGUGUUAAUUUGUGUCAGUGAUUAUUUUUGUGUUAUUUCAAAAAAUGGAAGAAAGUAAUAAAAAAAGAGAAUUGUUAACUUUACGUCAAGAAAAACGUAGAUAUGUUGAGAUAGUAAUGUUGCUUUUUUAGCUUAUAACAAUAAAAAUUUUAUAUCAAA